GCGACCUCCGACCCCGCGGGCGCGAGGCGGGGCGGGGCUGGGAGGCCUUAGCUGCGGGCGGGCGGCGGCGGCUGCUGCAGCGGGACCCGGGAGCGGGGCCCGGCGCCGCCUGGGCCGCGGGGCGAUGUGAGCCCCAGGUGUGACCCCCAGGGAUCCAGGUGACAUCUCUGCAGACACUCUGCCAUGACACCCCACCAAGGACAAGGGGAAUAAAGGAGGAACCAUUUCCCAUGCCCCUCCCAUGGUCAGCUCCCCGAUGGCCUGGGUGAGGGCCGAUAGGCUGCUCUGACACCAUGGGGAGCUGCUGGAGCUGCCUGCACAGAGACAGCGUGCCGCACAACCACCCUACCAAGUUCAAGGUGACCAAUGUGGAUGACGAAGGGGUGGAGUUGGGCUCGGGGGUGAUGGAGCUAACCCAGAGUGAGCUGGUACUCCACCUGCACCAGCGGGAAGCUGUCCGCUGGCCCUACCUCUGCCUGCGGCGCUAUGGCUACGACUCCAAUCUCUUCUCCUUUGAGAGUGGCCGCCGCUGUCAGACAGGCCAGGGCAUCUUUGCAUUCAAGUGUUCGAGGGCAGAGGAUAUCUUCAACCUGCUGCAGGACCUCAUGCAGUGUAACAGCAUCAACGUGAUGGAGGAGCCGGUCAUCAUCACACGGAGCAGCCACCCACCAGAGCUGGACCUGCCUCGAGGGCCCCCACAGCCCGCCGGCUACACGGUCUCUGGCUUCUCCAAUGGCUUCCCUGGCUGCCCUGGAGAGGGCCCACGGUUCUCCUCCGCACCUCGACGACCCUCCACAAGUAGUCUGCGACACCCCUCGCCUGGGGAAGAGUCUACCCACACCCUCAUUGCCUCCGAGGAGCAGUCUCACACCUAUGUCAACACACCAACUGGGGACGAGGAUGGCAGAAGUCGCCACUGCUUGCAGCCACUGCCUGAGGGCAGGGCACCCCUCCCAGCACAGACACAGGGUUCCGACCAGCGAGACCCACAGGUGUUGCUGCAGCCAGGGCAGGUCAAGUUCGUGCUGGGCCCCACCCCUGCUCGGCGACAGGUGAUGAAGUGCCAGAGCCUCUGCCCGGGCAUGCAGGACCCUUCCCAUCACAACAACAACAACGAGGGCCCUUCCGAGUGUCCAGCCCAGCCCAAAUGCACCUACGAGAACGUCAGCGGGGGCCUGCAGCAAGGGGCUGGCUGGAGACUGAGCCCUGAGGAGCGAGGGUGGAGUGGCCUGGCCCACCGUCGGGCGGCCCUGCUGCACUAUGAGAACCUACCCCCACUCCCCCCUGUGUGGGAGAGCCAAGGUCAACAGCUGGGAGGGGAGGCUGGGGAUGAUGGGGACUCCAGGGACGGGCUUACCCCGUCCUCAAAUGGCUUCCCUGAUGGCGAGGAGGAUGAAACCCCGUUACAGAAACCCACCAGCACGCGGGCCUCCGCCCGUAGCCACAGCGGCUUCCCUGUCCCACUGACCCGCCGACGUGGCUCCCCGCGGGUCUUCAACUUUGAUUUCCGCCGGCAGGGCCCUGAGCCCCCAAGGCAGCUCAACUACAUCCAGGUGGAGCUCAAGGGCUGGGGUACAGCCCGUCCCAAGGGGCCCCAGAACCCCUCAGUGUCUGGAGCUCCUGGGCCCACCCCACACCCCGCUCGCAGCUCAGACUCGUAUGCCGUGAUUGACCUCAAGAAAACGGCGGCCAUGUCCGACCUGCAGAGGGCUCUGCCCCGAGAUGACGGCGCGGUCAGGAAGACUCGGCACAACAGCACCGACCUGCCUCUGUAGACCUGGGCCUCCGCCUGCCUCUGCCUACAGCAGGGGACUCCACCUCACCCACCAGCCCAGGACUCUCAGCUGCUUUGCAGAGACACUUCCCUGCAUCGCCGGAGUCCCCAAAGAUAUCAGCCACUGAGUGUCCAGUUCCCCAAGCUGGGGAGAGGAGAGGGGGAGCCGGAGAGGAGGGAGCCAUGGUGGAAACUGUGAAGGGUUCUCAAGGUUGCAUUUCGCACCCUUCCCCUAAUGUCCGUUUGUCUGUCUGUCCGUCCGCUGUCCAUGUGUUUGUGCUUUCAGUUUUUUUUCCCUUUCCUUUUUUUGUUGGAGUUUUGAGAUAUUUUGUACCUGUUGAUUUUAUUUAUCAGUUUAUUUUUCUAUUUAUUGUUUUAAGUGUAACUUAACAUAUUUAUUAUUAAUAUAAUUAUUUUUAAAUUCUGG
This is a messenger RNA of Mus caroli (Ryukyu mouse), 2201 nucleotides long. It is a transcript of the gene Frs3, whose product is annotated as fibroblast growth factor receptor substrate 3. Gene Ontology annotation, cellular component: cytoplasm. Lineage: Eukaryota; Metazoa; Chordata; Mammalia; Rodentia; Muridae. Gene Ontology annotation, biological process: fibroblast growth factor receptor signaling pathway. The record is from RefSeq and is a predicted model, not a curated record. Gene Ontology annotation, molecular function: fibroblast growth factor receptor binding; transmembrane receptor protein tyrosine kinase adaptor activity.